CUUAAAGGGGACGCGGCCGGACUGGCAGCUCGCGGGGUAGCCCCCGCUCUGGCUCCGCCCAGUUUCCCGCACCCCGCCCCUCCCCCCGCUCCGUCCCGCAGCCCAGCGACCGCGCAGCAGAGUUUCACUGCCCAGGUCCAUCUAGGGUUAUGCGGAGCGGGGUGGGUGGAGUUGGACAUCACUGUGGCAGCAGCAUCCCUCAGGUCUGGGACCCCUCGGUCGGGGAGCGCAGGACCCGCCCUGACCUAGCCUGGCCCAGCCUAGACAAACCUGGCCCAAGCGCCCCGCCCAGGAGUGGGUUCUGAGAGUGUUCGAGUCCAUGGUGGGUGAGCAAAGGCAUCACAUCUUGCUCAGCAAGCAGGAGGCAGAGAAUGCUAUCUUUUGAAACCUGCCAGUGAUGCACUACCCACAACGAGACCCGAGACCCGCACCUCCUACUUCUUCCUAAACAGUUCUUUCUAUGGGGAAUCACAUUCCACUAGGCAAGCAAACCGAGGCCCUUCUGCAGCGUGAGCACCCAGGGAUCUGGACCGGGUGUGUGUCAGUGCGCUGCCCUGCUCCCUGCCCCCCAGCAGCGUGUGGCCGUCAUGGACAAGAUCCUGGAGGCCGUGGUGACUUCGUCCUACCCUGCGAGCGUGAAGCAAGGGCUGGUGCGGCGCGUGCUGGAGGCCGCGCGGCAGCCCCUGGAGCGGGAGCAGUGCCUGGCGCUGCUGGCCCUGGGCGCGCGCCUCUACGUGGGUGGCGCGGAGGAGCUGCCGCGCCGCGUGGGCUGCCAGCUGCUGCACGUGGCGGGGCGCCACCACCCCGACGUCUUCGCCGAGUUCUUCAGCGCGCGCCGCGUGCUGCGCCUGCUGCAGGGCGGUGCGGGGCCCCCGGGGGCGCGCGCGCUGGCCUGCGUGCAGCUGGGGCUGCAGCUGCUGCCAGACGGGCCCGCGGCCGACGAGGUGUUCGCGCUGCUGCGGCGCGAGGUGCUGCGCACCGUGUGCGAGCGUCCCGGGCCCGCCACCUGCGCGCAGGUCGCCCGGUUGCUGGCGCGCCACCCGCGCUGCGUACCCGACGGCGCGCACCGCCUGCUCUUCUGCCAGCAGCUGGUGCGCUGCCUGGGCCGCUUCCGCUGCCCUGCCGAGGGCGAGGAGGGCGCCGUGGAGUUUCUGGAGCAGGCCCAGCAGGUUAGCGGGCUCCUAGCUCAGCUCUGGCGUGCCCAGCCCGCUGCCAUCCUGCCCUGCCUCAAGGAGCUGUUCGCCGUCAUCUCCUGCACAGAGGAGGAGCCACCGUCCAGCGCCUUGGCCAGUGUGGUCCAGCACCUCCCACUGGAGCUCAUGGAUGGGGUGGUCCGGAACCUCAGCAAUGAUGACAGCGUCACAGACCCCCAGAUGCUGACUGCCAUUAGCAGGAUGAUCGACUGGGUGUCCUGGCCCCUGGGGAAGAACAUUGACAAGUGGAUCAUUGCCCUUCUCAAGGGCCUGGCUGCUGUUAAGAAGUUCAGCAUCUUGAUAGAGGUUUCGCUCGCCAAAAUUGAGAAGGUCUUCUCUAAGCUCCUGUACCCCAUCGUUCGGGGAGCUGCCCUGUCUGUCCUCAAGUAUAUGCUCCUGACUUUCCAGCACUCCCACGAAGCCUUCCACCUGCUUCUUCCUCACCUUCCUCCCAUGGUGGCCUCUCUGGUCAAGGAGGACUCGAACUCUGGGACCAGCUGCCUGGAGCAGCUGGCAGAGCUGGUGCACUGCAUGGUGUUUAGGUUCCCAGGCUUCCCAGACCUGUAUGAGCCUGUCAUGGAAGCCAUUAAGGUGAGUGGACAGCCUCUUUGACAGAUGAGCCUGUUUGGGCCUUCUUUGAGGCUAUUAUACCUUGGCUGGGUAGCAUCUCCAUCAUCUGAACCCCUGCUGUUUCCUGUCAGCUCUCUGGGGCCAUUGUGUGCCUCAAGAGCAUGGAGGUCUCCACUGCUCCUACUGGGUCUUUCCUCAUGUGUGCUCUGGGCCUCUGUGUGGGCUGGGGCCUCUGGUAACCCCUUCCCCCAUCUGAGCCAUAGCUCCUGCUUUAUCUUAUUUGAAUUUUCUUGGUUUUUGGUUAGCAGACAAGAUAAUGGGUCACAGCACCCACUUACCACUGAAUGCGGUCUUCAGGGUCUUGAAGACUGCUUUCAGUGAGCCUUCCCUGGGCUGUCAGUGUCCACCUCCCUGCAGGGCUCCCCAGGGCUCAGCAGGGCCUCUUGGUGGCUCCUGCAGCACCAGCGCUCUCCCAGGUUGUCACUGUGUGUCCUGAGCACUCCAGAACGGGUGAUACCCGGUAACAGGACUAGGCUGGUGUCCUGCCCUCAGCCAAGCUGAGGUUGGGGUCUGGGGACCCAGGCACAAAGCAAACCAAGAUGUCUUCCUGGAGGGGCUUUUGAAGCCCAUUGGGGCAGUAGAUCUGCUUACAGGAAGUCCACUCUAAGGACCACUGAUACAGGGAGAUGGUCCAAGUGGAGGUGAAGGCCUCUUUCAGAGCCUCUGAUGUGAUGCUCACUCCCACAGCACAGCAGACCUGAUGCCUAGGACAUUUCUCUACAAAACAUCUGGGCAUGUGUGUUGAGACAGAGAGACAUCUUUUACAAAGAUGUGUGUGUGUGUGUG
Molecule: messenger RNA, 2609 nt
Organism: Onychomys torridus (southern grasshopper mouse)
Lineage: Eukaryota; Metazoa; Chordata; Mammalia; Rodentia; Cricetidae
Gene: Usp35
Product: ubiquitin specific peptidase 35
Exons: 7
Coding region: 588-1805 (405 amino acids)
Source: RefSeq, a predicted model, not a curated record